AGAGACGUUAUCCAUUAAAAGAUAUUUGAGAUUGAUUCUAAGGACAUACACAGCUAGUGUGUUUCAUUACAGCUUGAAAAGAAGGCUUCAGAGAAUAACUCAGAUAUUCCUGGAGGCACAUUUGAAGACUGGACCACCAUUCCACAUUGCAAAAUGGUCCAGCUGAUAGCCACUCCUCAGAGUGCACUUGUGGAUGAGCCAGUGCAUGUCUAUGUCACAGGCCUAAGACCUUUCCAGGUGGUGUGUCUUCAGGCAUCCUUGCAAGAUGAAAAGCAGAAUCUGUUCCAUUCUGAGGCCUAUUACAAGGCCAAUGAAGCUGGUGAGGUAGAUUUGAAGCGUGAUCCUGCACUUGGAGGUGACUAUGUGGGAGUCCACCCCAUGGGGCUCUUCUGGUCCUUGAAACCUGAAAAACUGUUAACAAGAUUGAUGAAAAGAGACGUGAAUAUCCCAUUCCAGGUCCAAUUAAAACUUCGUGAGCCAUAUUUUCCAGUAAAAUAUUUCCCUGCCAGUGCUCCGAUGGCCACCCUGACUGUGGAAAGGUGGUAUGUGGCACCUGGUGUCACUCGGAUCCCGGUGAGGGAAGGCCGCCUCCGGGGAGCCCUCUUUCUUCCUCCAGGUUUUAUUGAAGAGAUUCCUGAAGACUCAUUCAAGGAGCCACAUUGCAAAAUGGUCCAGCUGACAGCCACUCCUCAGAGUGCACUUGUGGAUGAGCCCGUGCACGUCCGUGUCACCGGCCUAAGACCUUUCCAGGUGGUGUGUCUUCAGGCAUCCUUGCAAGAUGAAAAGCAGAAUCUGUUCCAUUCUGAGGCCUAUUACAAGGCCAAUGAAGCUGGUGAGGUAGAUUUGGAGCGUGAUCCUGCACUUGGAGGUGACUAUGUGGGAGUCCACCCCAUGGGGCUCUUCUGGUCCUUGAAACCUGAAAAACUGUUAACAAGAUUGAUGAAAAGAGACGUGAAUAUCCCAUUCCAGGUCCAAUUAAAACUUUGUGAGCCAUAUUUUCCAGUAAAAUAUUUACCUGCCAGUGCUCUGAUGGCCACCCUGACUGUGGAAAGGUGGUAUGUGGCACCUGGUGUCACUCGGAUCCCGGUGAGGGAAGGCCGCCUCCGGGGAGCCCUCUUUCUUCCUCCAGGAGAGGGCCGUUUCCCAGGGGUACUUGAUUUGUUUGGUGGGGCUGGUGGCCUACUUGAAUUCCGGGCCAGUCUGCUGGCCAGUCACAGCUUUGCUUCCUUGGCCUUGGCUUAUUUUGGCUACGAUGACUUGCCUGCUUAUCUUGAAAAAGUGGAUUUAGACUAUUUUGAGGAGGCUGCUGACUUUCUCCUGAGACAUCCUAAGGUUUUAGGCCCAGGCAUUGGGAUAGUCUCCGUAUGUAAAGGAGCAGAGAUUGGAUUGUCUUUGGCCAUUCAACUAAAACAAAUCACAGCAACAGUGCUUAUUAAUGGGCCUAACUUCAUUAUUAGUGUUCCACACAUAUAUCGUGGUCAGAUCAUUGAGCCUGCACAUGUCUCAGUUGAGUAUGAAUCCAUUAAUGUCUUUGGAUUCGCAGAGUUUUAUCAGGUUUAUACAAAAUGUGAAACUGGAAUUAGCCAGUUUUUCCUUCCUAUUGAAAAGGCCCAGGGACAUUUCCUCUUCAUUGUGGGAGAAGAAGAUAAGAAUCUCAAUAGCAAAGUACACGCUGCAGAAGCCAUUGAACAGCUGAAGAGGAAUGGGAAGAACAACUGGACCCUACUGUCUUACCCAGGGGCCGGCCACCUGAUAGAACCCCCCUAUUCUCCAAUGUGUCGCGCUUCUAGGAUCCCUUUGAUCGUGCCACCCAUUCACUGGGGAGGAGAACUUAUCCCACACGCAGCUGCACAAGAACAUGCUUGGAAGGAAAUCCAGAAAUUUCUGAAGAAAUACCUCACUCCAGGGUUGAAUAGUCAACUAUGAGAAACUGGGUAUAGUUAGGAAGGAGAAAGUAAAUCUGUUUCCAGCACCUUCUCUUAAUUUUCCUGAAAGAAUAGCUAUACUGUUGUUGUAAGAAGGAAGUUAUUAUAGCAAAAUAAUGAUAGUUGAGAAAUCUAAUGCUUUGAUUUGUGAAAAACAACAGUUGUUUCCAUUUAAUGAAAUUUCACUGAGAGUCCUAUAAUACAGAAUGAACACACAGUUAUACUUGUCCUAAAAUUUUCAACAUCAUAACAGUUUUCAAUCGUAGUAUUACAGACAGCUAAGUUAGGCAGAAAUAUUAUAGGCAGUCAGAUAAGUCUAGGUCCUAGAGAGAACCAGGACAAAGGUGAAAAUGCACCACAGCUGAGCCCAGAGAUGUAUCAGUUGGAGGCCAGGCUGUAAGACAACAACAAAAGAACCAGCCUACCUAUCUCUCAAAGAAUUAGAGAAGUGUUAACACUUGGUCUAAUUAGGUGAAGAUAGGUAUCAAGAUCCUAUCUUGGCAAUCAAGAUCCUAGGAUCCAUUACCUACCUAAGAGGUUCUUUGUUCUUUCUGUGUCUGCUGCCUGUGUGAUCUGCUUCCCCACUGAAUCAGUGUUACCCCAGAAGCUAUACUUAUAAUCUUAUUAGUUGAUCUUAGCUGUAACUCAUGUUGUACCUAUGUGAUUGAGCUUCAUAAAAUAUUCCCUAAGAAGUGGGGUCUUUAAAAAUUGGCCAACUCAAUUUUUGAUGUCCCCUCUUGUCACUCUCAGACAAGAGGUUUCUAUCCCUUAAUAAAUAUUUCCUACUAUUAACCACCAUUAUUUAUAGAAUUCAUUCUUUAAUUUUAGAGAGCACGAACUUGCCAAUAUCAGACGCCUAACAUAUUGGGGGUUAUAAUAUUUCCUUUAUAUAAUAUUCGGAGUUUCUGAUAACAUUCCUAUGUCACAAGCAAUUAUAGGAGGAAAAUGUAACCAUAGAGAGUCAUGGAAUUGCACACAGACCACUGUUAAUUUCCUAAAAUUUAAAUUGAAUAAAUGUAGAUCUCUAAUGUUUGAAA
This is a messenger RNA of Cavia porcellus (domestic guinea pig), 2962 nucleotides long. It is a transcript of the gene Baat, whose product is annotated as bile acid-CoA:amino acid N-acyltransferase. Lineage: Eukaryota; Metazoa; Chordata; Mammalia; Rodentia; Caviidae. Gene Ontology annotation, molecular function: fatty acyl-CoA hydrolase activity. Gene Ontology annotation, cellular component: peroxisome. The coding region runs from base 154 to 1926 and encodes 590 amino acids. The transcript is spliced from 5 exons. Gene Ontology annotation, biological process: fatty acid metabolic process; acyl-CoA metabolic process. The record is from RefSeq and is a predicted model, not a curated record.